CGUUGUGUGAUCUACUAUUUGCGGCACACCCGAAUUGCAUCUCUGCUUUCUCUACCGGGUAUAUGUACUGCUACGGCCUAUCCCUCUGCGCGUGUGCGUAGGCCCUCUUUGUUGGCCGCGUCUGCUAUUUCCAGGUCGGGAACGACGGUGAUUGGCUUCCGAAAUAGCUUCCUUCAGAUAUCCUCUUCCUCUGCUUCCUCUAGGUUGAGGCGGACAGCGCUUGGUUGCCUGGCAUGAACGGCGGCGCGGGGGACAGUCGCAAGGCCAACAUGGUCAAUGCGGCGACGACGUUCAAGAAUUUCCAGUUCGACUUCGACUUGGGAGUGUCGUCUGGGUCUGCCAUUGGCGGAGGUCGCACGGCAGCAGGCGGCAGCCUCAAGGACCAGAAGCUCGGCGGACCCUCGGGGAGCGGGAUGCGCGCAGGCACGGGAGGCGGGUACGCGCAGGGAGCAACCUCCUGGUCCACUGGCGGAGGGGGGGGGGCCGCGUCCUCUGGCGGGGGAGUGGGGGGGCGCACUCCCCCCGCCACACAGGCAAAACCUGGCAGCGGAACGGGCCCCAGCUGGGUACCUCUAGGCCAGUCCGGGAUAGGCAGCACGGGAGGCGGGUACGGGGGCAUGAAUGCGAAGCCCCUUAACUCCUCAAUAGGGGGCAUCUCUGGCGGUGGGGUUGGCGGUGGUCUUGGCGGUGGGAUUGGUGGCAGUAGUGCUGCGUCAGCGGCUGCCAGCAAGGCGGAUGACGUGUUCGCGAGCCUGUGGAGCAGCGCCACUGCCUCCGCGCGACCUGGAGGGUCCACGUCAGCAUCCACGUCAGCGUAUGGCGCUUCCAGGGACAGUGCAGGCGGUGCAUCUGGUGUAGGUGGAUCUGGCACGGGUAGGGCUGGGGGGUUUGGAGGGGGAAGUGGAGGGGGAGGCGGAGGGGGAGGAGGGGGAGGGUUUGAUCCAUUCGGUAUGGGCGAUCUACGGAGCUCCGUUCCUAAAGAUGCAGCAUCAGGAGCAGCAACAGGCGUGGGAGCAGGGGGCCGAGCAGGAGCAGGGGCAGGAGCGGGAGCGGGAUUUGGUCUAGAAAGUGGGGGUGGUGUAGGGGGUGGUAUUGGGGGCGGUUUAGCGGGUGGUACAGGUGGUGGUUUGGGUGGUCAGCCUAUGAAAGCAGGUGCAGGAGGUGCUUCAAUGCGUGCCUCUGCACCAUCUUCUGCUGCCUCUGCUGAUCCUUUUGCCACUUCCUGGCCGGACCCUUUUGCCAAUGCUACCACCACCACCAGCAGCAGCAGCAGCGGUGGCGGCAUGUCAGGGGCUGCAGGCAGGGCCUCAUCCUCGUCUGCAGCAGACCCAUUUGCAAACUUCUCCGCGUCGUUUCCCGCCCCCCAGGCUGCUCCGGCCGCUCCAUCUGCGUCUGCUGCCUCUGCGACUGCUGCUUCUGCGGCUGCUGAUCCAUUUGCCAACUUCGCAUCAUCCUUCGGCAGUUCCCAGCCCCAACAACAGGCGUUCCAGACCCAGCCAUCGGCUAGUGCUGGAGGAUCCUUCGAUCCGCUUGUAGAUCUGCUCUUCAAUCCCAAGCCCACCGCUGGCAGUGCUGCUGGUGCUGCUGGUUCUGGUGCCGGCAGCAGCGGCAGCAGUGCCUUUGGAACAACAGGCCCAAGCGUGAACUUUGGGAACCAAGACGCAGGUGACUGGGGAAGCUUCGGGGAUACCUCAGCCUCUGUGUCGACCGAAACCACAGUGGAGCUGGAGGGACUCCCCCCCCCUCCUGCUGGUAUGUCUUAUAGUGCAGCGCUCGAUAAGGGGACGGAGUUCUACAAGGGGGGCCAGUUUGCGGACGCGAUCAAGUGGCUGCUGUGGGCGGAGCAGCUGGCGGAGAGAGGGGGGGAGGCGGACAGGGGGGUGCUGGUGCAGGUGCUAACUGCCAGGGCGUCGUGCUACAAGGAGGCCGGCGAGAUGAAGAAAGCCGUGGCUGACUGCAGCAAGGUCCUGGACUUGGACCCGGAGAACACGGCAGUGUUGAUGCAGCGUGCUUGCUUGUAUGAGGCGAUGGAGAAGUACAAGCUGGGGGUGGCAGACCUGCGCUUGCUCUCCCGCCUCGACCCCUCCAACCGUGCCGUUGCUACGAGUCUCAACCGGCUUACCAAAGCCCUCGCUGCCUUGGGUUGAGAGGGGCGAGGGGCCGAGAGCCCGCUGGGAAAAUGGGGACGAAAGGGGGGGGGGGAGGGGGGGGUAUGGGGAUGCGUUGAGUAGAGGUACAAGUUGGGGUUGGUGCACCUGCGCCUUCUCUCCUGCCUGGAUGGACCCGUAGAACUGCGCUGCAGCCACCAGCCUUAACUGGCUCAACAAGGCGCUAGCUGCCCUGGGGUUAGAGGUAGUAGCGUUGUGCUGAGCUGAGAGGAUGGGGGAGGGGGGAAUGGGUUGGUUGAAGGGAGCCCUCGCGCCUGGACGCCUCCAACCGCGCCACAGCCACGAGCUUUAACCGGCUCAACAAGGCUCUUGCUGCCCUGGGCUGAGACGGGCGAGGGGUUAAGGAGAGGGGGGGGGGGGGGGGGAGAGGGGGGGGAGGUCAUGGGGAUGCGUUGAGAGGGGAUGUGCCUCCACAUGCUUGGGUGGCGAAUCUGCCCCUGCUUUACCUCCUGGACCCCUCCAACCGCGCUGCAGCCACCGGCUCGACAAGGCUCCUGCUGCUGUAGGCUAAGGGGGGUGGGGAUGGGUAGGUUGGGUGGGUUGGGGGGAGUACAAGCUGGGGGUGGCGGACCCAUGCCUGCUUUCCCUCCUGGUCCCUGGACCCCUCUUACUUUGCUAAACCCUACCAAACCCCUCCUGCUGUUCUAGGUUAGGUUGAAUAGGGUUCGUGAGGAGCUGACUGACGGUGUCGACAGGAGAGGGAGAGGUUGGUGUGGGAUACCUGCUGCGGCAUGUCCUUGUUGCAAUGAUGGGGUUGGCUGGCCUGGCUGUAUCUGGGGCACGUUGCAAUGCUGGGAUGGGCUGGCCGUAUCUGGGGCACCAGGUCAACUGGGUCAACUGGGCGUUGACCUGUGGAUGGGUUUAUGGUGAUUCUGCCUGUUGUGAUAAAUUCGCACUUAGAGCCCCUGUCUAAAAACACAAAGCAGGGGAUCAAUUGAACCUUGUACGGUAUAUCUUUUGCUGGCAGAAAUUUCCUGCUUUUGGCUC
Molecule: messenger RNA, 3155 nt
Organism: Closterium sp. NIES-67
Lineage: Eukaryota; Viridiplantae; Streptophyta; Zygnematophyceae; Desmidiales; Closteriaceae
Source: the annotation of a GenBank genome assembly